GCGUUUCAAAGCCUUUCAACAAUUUAUCAUUUUAAACUCGCGCUAAUAAUUUUUACGCAAAAUGUUUCGUUGUGAACGCAAAUUUGCUGAACGAUAAGAAUAAAGUUCAAAAUAAAAUGCUCCUCGCUUAAAGAUUUUUUUCGGAUUGUAAAGAUCAAUAGACCGAUUUCGAAUUGAUAGUUGUCUUUCCUUUUUUAUUCUUUAAAAAAUUAUUUAAAAAGUUACUAUAUUCAAAACAAUUUUAUAUAUAAUUCACAUUUGGAAAACCACCUGUGCUCAUUGUCGACUUCAACCAAUUACAUUUCCAUGAAUUACGUAAAGCUCUUUCAUAAAGUAUUUGAGCGGUAUUUUACGGUUUAUUAAGAAGAUAGAACUUUUUUAAAGUCAAGAAAGAUUUGUUCUUGGUGUAAGUAGAAACAACAACAAAAAUUUUCCUUUUAACGUCAAUUAAAAUAAAAAAUGAUGUAUGGGCAAAGUGCGCAAGGCCUGCAAGUUGUACCAUCCUUUGAUUAUUCGACUACAUACAAUGAAGGGUAUUGGGAUGGUUUGCCCGAUGAUCAACGUCAUUAUGAAAGCGAAAAACAAAGUAACUACUUUCAAUACCCCCUCUCUAUUAACAGCAGUGAAAAUAACUUUUUAGGCUUACCAAAUAAUCAACCGUAUUACUGUAACCCCUCGUACAUUCCAAGCUACUCUCCUCUACAAAACCACUAUCUAAACGCUCCUGGUAUUUUUGAACACCAAAUUACCGACAACUUUGAACAUCGACAUAGUAUUAAACAAGAGCCAGUAUUAAGCCGAACCACACAUAAUGUUCUUGAAAGACAAAGAAGGAACGAUCUUAAAAUUCGGUUCAAUAUCUUAAGAGACAAUAUACCUGAACUCGCUUCUAAUGAAAAAGCCCCAAAAAUUCAAAUAUUGAAAAAGGGUUUAGAACAUUUAAACGAGCUCAAAGCUCAGGAGCAAAAGUUGCUUGUUGAUCUAGAGCUUGAGAAACAACGGAGAAAAAUUUUAAUACGUCGGUUAAAUGACCUUAAAAAAGGGUUAUAUUAGAACUUUUCUUGAGAUUUUCAUGUUUUGGAUAUUUUAACAAACUUUUUGAGCUUUCCAUAGAUUUUUUUAUAUUGUAAAAAGACAAAGAAAAUUUUUUAUUUUUUUUUAUUUUGUUAGAUAUUUGUACAAAUAUUUUUUAAACUUUUCACGAUAUUUUUUAAAUAUCGUUAUAAAUAUUUUGUGAAUGGGUUGAUUUGACUCUUCAAACAUUAAAA
Hydra vulgaris (swiftwater hydra) is the source of this 1268-nucleotide messenger RNA. Its product is annotated as myc proto-oncogene protein. Gene Ontology annotation, biological process: regulation of transcription by RNA polymerase II. Lineage: Eukaryota; Metazoa; Cnidaria; Hydrozoa; Anthoathecata; Hydridae. Gene Ontology annotation, molecular function: protein dimerization activity; DNA-binding transcription factor activity, RNA polymerase II-specific; RNA polymerase II cis-regulatory region sequence-specific DNA binding. The record is from RefSeq and is a predicted model, not a curated record.